AUGGCUGGGGACGAGACUACCAAGUUUGGUGCUUAUCCGAAUACUGCUUGGGAAACUUGUCAGGCGACGGGUGAGCAGUGCCUACUCGACUUCAGCAACACUAGCGACCCACUGGCGUUUACGCCUCUGAGCACCUGCGCCCAAGGCAGCGUGCCGAACUAUUACAUUGGUGUGCAGAACCCAGAAGACGUGAGCGUAGCGCUCAACUUCUCACGGACCACGGGUAUACCACUGGUCGUGAAGAAUACAGGAAUCUCGUACAACUCCUCUUUCACACCGGAAGGGUGCAGUCAAGCAGGUAUAUCUGCUGUAACCUUUGGAGCCGGCGUCACGUUCCGCUCAUUGUACGCCUUUGCGGAUGCGCAAAACAUCACAAUUAUUGGGGGUACCGAUGAUUCCAUUGCUGCAGGCGGCGGCUACCUCAUGGGAGGCGGCCACAGCGCGUUUUCGAACUCCCUUGGACUUACUGUCGACCAUGCCCUCGAAUUCGAAGUUGUCACUCCGGAUGGCCAGCACCGCAUCGCAAAUUCCUGCGUCAAUUCCGACUUAUUCUUUGCCCUCCGAGGGGGCGGCGGCGGUACGCUUGGAGUGGUCUUGCAAAUUACGAUCAGAGCAUUUCCCGGUUUCUCGUUUUCUGUCCUCCAAACUGUAUUUAUGGGCGUCCCCUCGAUCGAAAUCCAAAGAGAAUUUGUCAAGUUUCUCAUAGACAACGCUCUGCCUUGGGCUUCAAAAGGGUGGGGUGGAUACAUUGAAGCUGGAUAUCUUCUCUUUCUGCAUUAUAAGACUCGACUUACGUUCCCAGCCUGGACUAGGUCUGACCUCAACGGAACCUUCGUUCUUCAAGAGGAAACAUCUUGGCUUUCCUUCUUCAACCAAUUCGUGGCUCCCACAGGUCUGCCCGACGGCCUUCCCAGCGCAGUUGGCUCUAGGCUCAUCCCUGCUACAGUCUUCGACUCGGAGAGCCAAAAGGCCGCGCUACUAGAUAUUGUGAUGUCAGCGGUUCCGAAACAUGCAACCGCUUUGCUGUUUCCCGUUGCACCUUACUUUUUCAAAGGCGAUGACCAGACGAUCCUAAAUCCUGCGUGGCGGUCCUCACUCUGGCAUAAUGAAGCGUACCUUUUUGAAUCAAAUUUCUCGAAUACGUCGGCGAUUAGUAUGACAUGGCUGCAAGCCAACAUUACGGUAGAGAUGUUUUGGGGUCCCAACUACCCGGAACUGCUCCGUAUCAAAGAGAAAUAUGACCCAUAUCACUUGAUGGACUGUUGGCGCUGUGUUGGCUGGAACGGCCCUUCUGCUGCUCGUUUUGGAAGCUAUCCAUAG
Molecule: messenger RNA, 1320 nt
Organism: Phanerochaete carnosa HHB-10118-sp
Lineage: Eukaryota; Fungi; Basidiomycota; Agaricomycetes; Polyporales; Phanerochaetaceae
Exons: 15
Coding region: 1-1320 (439 amino acids)
Molecular function (GO): oxidoreductase activity; FAD binding
Source: RefSeq, a predicted model, not a curated record